Molecule: messenger RNA, 2163 nt
Organism: Pneumocystis carinii B80
Lineage: Eukaryota; Fungi; Ascomycota; Pneumocystomycetes; Pneumocystales; Pneumocystaceae
Exons: 8
Coding region: 1-2163 (720 amino acids)
Biological process (GO): telomere maintenance via telomere lengthening
Molecular function (GO): double-stranded telomeric DNA binding
Source: RefSeq, a predicted model, not a curated record
AUGACUGGAAAAGAUCCUCAAGAAUUACUAGAAACUCUUUCAAAACAUGAGUUAGAAGAUCAGUUAAAGAAACAGCUAGAACACCAGUUAAAGGUAUUUCAUGAGGAACUUGUUAGUAAUGAUUCUUCCUAUGAUGAAAAUGUACUAAAGGGAUUUCCUGAUCUGGAAAUGCAGAAUCCAGAUAAUAUACUUUUUAAUGAGUAUCUUCCUGCUUUACCACCAUUUACAGAUACUACGGAGAUAGAAAGUAAAAAUGUUGAUAAUGAAGUUGAAAAUGUAUUAAAUAAUGUUAAUACGUUGGAAGAUCAGGGUGGUAUUGCAGUUAAUGACAAAAUAAAUGAAAUAGAAGACAUCGAUAUAUUACGAGAAAUGUUACCAGAUUUACAAUAUCAUUCAGAACGAAUUAUUCAACUUCUUAUUCCUAAGACAUCUUUUGUUCUGCAUGUGAAAGAAGCGACUACUAGGGGCACUAAAAUCUAUAAAAAAAAGGAAUUUCUUUUGCAAACUUUAAAAUUAACAACUCUAAAAUAUACAAAAUUAUCUUAUAUUGAUAUAUCAUCCUUUUCACACUAUUUAUCAAAUAAUCAAAUUUAUAUAUUAUUUCUUGCAAAUGCGGCACUACUUCUAUCUGAAUUAUAUGGUUCAUUCUCCAUGCCUCCUACUCUUGAUGACUUAAAAAAGAGGCAUAAUUCGCUUUGUGAAAUAGAGCAAUGGUUUCCUUUUAUGUUCAAUAUUACCUAUUCGCAGUCAUACAUGCAAAUUAUUGAACUACGAACACAAUUAUUUCUAUAUGCAAUAUGGCUUAAUCGAAUUUCAAAUGAUCAUAUAGAUGAUCAAUUUAAAGAGGAUGAUCUGUUAAAAAAAUGUUUUAUGGAUGGAAAUGGUCGAUUUAAAAAAUGGGAGGAAGGAGGAAAAGAAUACUAUGAUGCCUGUCUACAAAGAAUUAAAAAAAUACAAAAAAUUAGACAAUUACCUAUUUCUUUAGAAACAUUAAUUCAAACAUUUCCUUGGUAUCACUUUGUUAAACUAAUGGCAGAAUUUAUCCAAAAUAAUAUAUUAAAUAUUUCGAAUAUAUCACAAGUAACAGGCGAAUCAAAUACACAGGCGUACAGUAAUAAAGAAACAUCUGAUAUUACUCCCAUUAGUCAGCGUUUUUCAAUGGAUUUUCAAAAAAACGAUUUUACCUUUCCAUUAGAACAGAGUAAAGAAUAUUCUUUCAAUUCUGAAAAUGAAGGAGAAAUUUCAGCAAGUGAUAUAAAACAUCUUAGUCAAAUAGUUCUAGAUAUUGAUAAUGAUGAUAAUACCAAAAAAACACCAAAGAGUGAUAAUAAGAAAAAAAAGAGUUUCUUUGAUAAACAAAGUGAUUAUCAAAAAAUCAAAUGGGAUUCACAAAACGAAAACUCUGAAUCAAUAGAAAGUCCUUUAAUUCAUAAUAUACUUGAUAAACCGGCUACAUUCACUAAAAAAGGCAUCUCCUACAACGAGAAAAAAAGAAAAUAUGAAGAACAAAAUGAAUCUAAUUCCGUCGAACAUGAAAGUUUAUUAAAUACAACAGAUUCUAAGAAUAUUUUAGGAACAGAUACAGCUAUUUCUAAUACAUUAUUUAACUCAUCUUCUCAUUCGGGGCUAUCUAGUUUACCUUCUGGUUCAUCUCCUGUCACACCUUCUGCUUCUGCACAAGCUGCCAUGCAGCUUUAUAAAAAAUCACUUACUAUUCAACGUUUAAACUCAAGUUUAUCUGCAGAUAAAAAUAACCGGAGAUCUUUUGAUGAUACAAAACAUAUUGAAGAUAAAUCAGAUGAUGAUCAAUAUAAAGAAUAUAUAGCUGUUAAACAGAAUCUUCGGGAUAAUAAAUUUCGUAAAAAAGAAUAUAAAUCUCAACAUAGAGUUCCCUGGUCAGAAACUGAAACCAAUUGUUUAAUUAAAGCUAUUCAGGAAUAUGGGACUCAAUGGUCUUUCAUAUUAUCGCUUUAUGGGCCUAAUGGAACAUUAAGCCAGGAUUUAGCCGAAAGAGGUCAAGUUCAACUUAAAGAUAAAGCAAGAAAUAUUAAAGAAGAAUAUAUUAGGUUUGAUAUAAUCAUGAUUAUUACAUUUUCUAAAAAUCAAAGGGCUCGAUGGAAACUUCCACCUGGUUUUGAAACUAUUUCAUGCAAAUAUGAUUAA